UUAAUUAAUAGUUAAUUACAAUAUAAACUAACAUUGAUUCCCAAAGGCCUAGGUCAUGUUAAGGCUCACUCUAAAGCGCUUGCCAUCCUGGAAUCUCAAUGUGGUACAGACAUGUCAAAAAUCCUCUUCCUGGCCAUCUACAAAAUUAACAAGUUCCCUUAGUUCUGGAAAAAGGGAUACCCUACCUGUUAUUGAAGACUUUUCUCGUCGACACAUUGGUCCAAAUAAAGCUGAAGUAGAAGAAAUGCUCAAGUACAUUGGAGUCGAAAGUUUGGAUGAGCUAACAAGAAAAACUGUGCCUGAAGAUAUUCUUGAUGAAAGAGACCUCAAUGUAUCUGAGCCAAUGAGUGAGCUGGAAUUAGCAAGACGUGUCAACAAGAUUGCUGCUAAGAACAAAGUCUUUAGGAACUACAUAGGAAUGGGAUAUUAUGACUCCAAAGUUCCUCCACCCAUUGUGAGGAACAUCCUCGAAAAUCCUGGCUGGUACACGAGCUAUACACCUUACCAAGCUGAAAUUGCACAAGGUCGGAUGGAGAGUCUCAUAAAUUUCCAAACCAUGGUGUCUGAUAUGACCGGUCUUCCAAUUGCAAAUGCUAGUUUACUGGAUGAAGCAACAGCUGCUGCCGAAGCAAUGGCACUGUGUUACAGGAAUAUGAAGAAGAAAAAAGUAGUUCCAAAAUUUUUCGUUGAUAGAGCCGUCUUUCCUCAGAGUCUUGCUGUAAUUCUAACCAGAGCAAAAUACCUUGGAGUAAAGGUGAUAGUAGGUGACUACAAGACGUUCGAUUACGCUACCAAGGGACUUUGUGGAGUGUUGUUUCAGUACCCCAACUCUGAUGGAAAAGUUAUCGAUUACACUGAGUAUAUCCAAGCUGCCCAAGAAAACAAGGCGUUGGCAGCUUGCGCAACUGAUCUGCUAGCCCUGACAAUGAUCAAACCUCCGGGAGAGUACGGCUUUGACAUAGCUUUUGGUAGCGCUCAGAGGUUUGGUGUGCCUCUGGGGUAUGGUGGUCCUCAUGCUGCAUUCUUUAGCGUCAAGAAGAAUCUCCAGAGAUCCAUACCAGGUCGUAUAAUUGGAGUAACGAAGGAUGCGGAGGAUGGUCUAGCUUACAGACUAACUCUACAAACAAGGGAACAGCACAUCAAGAGGAACAAGGCUACCAGCAACAUCUGUACUUCACAGGCUUUGUUAGCGAACAUGGCUGCUAUGUACGCAGUAUACCACGGCGCGGAGGGGCUCUAUUCUAUUGCUGAGAAAGUGCACUAUUCAACUUGUAUCGUCGCAGAGGGAGCAAGAAGAGCAGGGCAUCACAUCGACGAGGGAGCGUUCUUUGAUACUCUCAAAAUAACAUUCAGAAACGAGCAAGCUUACGAUGAUGCUUUGUUAAACGCGUCGAUAAGACACAUCAAUAUCAGGCAGUACGAGGAACCUAAUACGGUGGGUAUAUCACUAGACGAGACCGUUACUUCAGAAGAUCUGGAUGAUCUCCUCUUUGUACUCGGAGCUCCCUCUGUGGCUAACCUGUGGCAACAGCUGAAACCAAAAGAAGGAGGUAUUCUGAGGACACCAUUUGAGAGAACCUCCAAGUUCCUGACUCAUCCUACAUUCACCAACCACCGGAGUGAACAUCAGCUUACCAGGUACAUGCGGUAUUUGGAGAAGAAAGAUGUGUCCCUGGUACAUUCCAUGAUCCCUCUCGGGAGUUGCACUAUGAAACUGAACGCUACCUCCGAACUGACUCCUAUCUCCAAACCAGAGUUUGCUAACCUCCAUCCCUUCGCUCCUGCUUAUCAGACUCAGGGAUACUUUGAACUAAUUAAGGAGCUGCACGACGAUCUGUGUGAAGUAACAGGAUACGAUGCAGUCUCAUUCCAGCCUAACAGUGGAGCACAGGGAGAAUAUGCUGGAUUAAUGGCUAUCAGGGCGUAUCAGCACGACGUCGGCCAAGGACACAGAGACGUCUGUCUGGUUCCAGUAAGUGCCCAUGGCACGAAUCCAGCUAGCGCACAGAUGGCAGGAAUGACUGUAGUCGUUGUCAAGACAAUGCCCAACGGAGAGAUAGAUAUGGCUGACGUCAAAGAAAAGUGUGAGAAGUAUAAAAAGAAUCUGAGUUGCAUCAUGAUAACGUACCCCUCAACUUACGGAGUCUUCGAACCUUCAGUCCGGGAAUUAUGCGAGACUAUACACGACUAUGGUGGCCAAGUCUAUCUUGAUGGAGCUAAUAUGAAUGCCAUGGUUGGUGUUUGUAAACCUGGUAAGUUUGGAGCAGAUGUUUCUCAUCUGAACCUCCACAAGACUUUCUGUAUUCCCCAUGGUGGAGGCGGUCCGGGUGUUGGACCUAUCGGAGUGAAAGCUCACUUGGCUCCCUUCCUGCCUGGACACGAUGUCCAGCCUCCCAUCGAGACUGACUACCCUGGUGCCAGACCCUUCGGACAGGUCUCAGCUGCCCCUUACGGCUCAGCCUUGAUCCUGCCUAUCUCCUGGGCUUACAUUAAACUUAUGGGAGCUGAUGCACUGCGCUCUGCUACUCAGGUGGCCAUUUUGAAUGCCAACUACAUGGCAAAGCGGCUAGAAGAACACUAUCCUAUCAUGUUUAGAAACGAUAAUGGAUUCUGUGCUCACGAGUUUAUCCUGGAUACACGAAACUUCCCGGGAACCACUGUAGGAGUCAUGGACAUUGCAAAACGACUUCAAGACUACGGUUUCCACGGGCCCACUACUAGCUGGCCGGUAGUUAACACACUUAUGAUAGAACCUACUGAGAGUGAAGACAAAGCCGAAAUCGACCGCUUCUGUGAUGCUUUGAUUAGUAUCAGACAAGAGAUACAGGAGAUCCAAGAUGGAACAGCAGAUAUUGACAUGAACGUUGUAAAGAACUCCCCACAUACCAUGGAAGCAAUUACCGGGGAUAUCUGGGACCGACCCUACUCUAGAAAGAAGGCUGCAUUCCCUCUGCCGUGGCUGACAAGCAGCAAGAAGAUCUGGCCCGCCUGUGCACGUGUGGACGACGCGUACGGUGAUCAACACGUGUUUUGCACGUGCCCUCCAAUCGAAGCGUACUCUAUUUCAGAUCUUGAGACACCUCCAGUCCUGCAGUAAUUUAUGAAACGGUGUUUGUCGUUAGACUCUGCUCUAGGUUUUAGGACUCGAUUUUGUGCUGGAAAGUUAAGAAAACUGAUAUUAUUGGCACUGUGAACUUUAUACAGUUGUAAUCUGUGACCCGAAGUUUUUCAGUUGUAAAAGACUUAUAGAUUAAAGACCAAUGCGGUCAAAUUUUGUUGUGGAAAGAAAGUUUUUAUUGUUAUUCGGGGAACCGUCCCGCAGUAUUUUUAUAUCAGUUAACUUAAAGAUUUUGUUCGUAUUCAUACCACCCGUAACUUAUAUAUACAAUAUAGUUUCAGUUGUUGAUUUUUGGAUUUUUACUGAAAUUUUUAUGUUAUUCGUACUUAUAUGAAA
Messenger RNA from Bolinopsis microptera, 3454 nucleotides. Its product is annotated as glycine dehydrogenase (decarboxylating), mitochondrial-like. The transcript is spliced from 21 exons. The record is from RefSeq and is a predicted model, not a curated record. The coding region runs from base 56 to 3097 and encodes 1013 amino acids. Gene Ontology annotation, biological process: glycine decarboxylation via glycine cleavage system. Gene Ontology annotation, cellular component: mitochondrion; glycine cleavage complex. NCBI's taxonomy places the organism in Eukaryota, Metazoa, Ctenophora, Tentaculata, Lobata, Bolinopsidae. Gene Ontology annotation, molecular function: glycine dehydrogenase (decarboxylating) activity; glycine binding; pyridoxal phosphate binding.